Molecule: messenger RNA, 315 nt
Organism: Onthophagus taurus
Lineage: Eukaryota; Metazoa; Arthropoda; Insecta; Coleoptera; Scarabaeidae
Product: odorant receptor 85b-like
Biological process (GO): detection of chemical stimulus involved in sensory perception of smell; sensory perception of smell
Cellular component (GO): plasma membrane
Molecular function (GO): odorant binding; olfactory receptor activity
Source: RefSeq, a predicted model, not a curated record
AUGGCAUUUCUAACCAGCCACACCAUAAUCUCAUUUUUGAAUUUAUGCGGAUGGGGGCUUGGAGUUUACAUUCUGUGCUUAACAGGACAAAGAAUUCACGAUUAUAGUUUAUCAGUUGCCGAUAAGGUUUAUGCCAUCGAAUGGUAUCAGGCUGAUCCAAAAUUGCGAAGAGACAUUUCUAUCGUGUUGUGUAGAGCUCAAAAACCUUUAAAGUAUGAGUGUGGGAUUCUCGGAGAUUUUCAUUUCGUCACAUUUAAUAAUAUUAUGUCCACUGGGUAUAAAUUUUCGACUCUAAAAACGGGUGUUGGUAAUUAA